AAAUUUUCUUUGCUAAAAUUUAUAUGUAGCUAAAAGGAAAAUGGUCACCAUCUUCUCCCUACACUUAGAAUCCAACAUUUAAAGCAAGGAUAUUGCUAGCCCAUGACCUCUCUAUGAUUGCAUACAGCCAUAAACGUCAUUAUCAAACUUCCCACCUUCACUUUCAUUGCGUCUAAAAACCUUGUCUCCUUCUCUUCUCAAACAUACUUUUCUGUUAUCUUCUUCUUUUUUUCUUUCUUGAGUUUUCAAAAUGUCUAGCUAUGAACAAGUUUCAUCUUCCUCCUCUCCUUCAUCGUCUCCUCAAAAGAUUCAGCUGGUGUCUAAGUCUGUAUCAGAUAAACUUCUCAAGAAGUUCUUUGAUGUGAGUGAAUUUGACUUUGAUUAUGAGCAAAGUGGAUUAUGGUCUCCUCCCAUUAAAAGAAGUGCUUUCUUCAUCUCCCCAGAUCGGAUUUUCACCGAAGAUUUGAUGCUUGAAAAACUCAGAAACGUUAAUGAACGACGACGACGACGACAUAGACGACGAGUCCAUAAAGCUUUCUGUAAUGCAGUGUGUUGCUUCUGAAUAUCUCUGCAUGAAAAAGAUGGCGAGGUCUGCUACACUACAAGGAGAGAAGAAAUUGAAAAUUUCUUAAUUUCUAUUUAACAAUAUGUAUGCGUCAAAGUUUUAAUAGACGUACGUAAAUUAAUACAUGGUGAAUACAUGCAUUUGCAUGCAAUUUCCCCCCAUUUUUCGUAUCCCUUUUGAGUUUAAUAUUCUUUCUUUUCAUAUAUUAAAACCACUUGAUGUUUUCCCAUCUAUGAAUUUUCCUGCAGUUCUUUGCAUUUGUUUCCAAUAUGAUAUAAAGAGAUUAAUAAAUGAAUAAAUAAUUUUUUUUGAAAUAAAGAAAAAAAAGGUGACGUAGCUUCUUAUUUAGUAUGUUUCUUAAAUUAUCAAGUAGGCACAAAUGAAAUUAGUUCUAAUUAAGGUA
Molecule: messenger RNA, 968 nt
Organism: Manihot esculenta (cassava)
Lineage: Eukaryota; Viridiplantae; Streptophyta; Magnoliopsida; Malpighiales; Euphorbiaceae
Exons: 2
Coding region: 251-562 (103 amino acids)
Source: RefSeq, a predicted model, not a curated record